Molecule: messenger RNA, 1290 nt
Organism: Anisakis simplex (herring worm)
Lineage: Eukaryota; Metazoa; Nematoda; Chromadorea; Rhabditida; Anisakidae
Source: the annotation of a GenBank genome assembly
AUGAAAAUAAAUUUUCAGGAUGUAACAGAUACGAAGGGAAUAGAGUUCGAGGAUUUUUGUUUGAAGCGUGAUCUGCUAAUGGGUAUCUUUGAGAAGGGCUGGGAAAAGCCCAGUCCAAUCCAAGAGGCGUCAAUUGCGAUUGCUCUUUCGGGACAGGAUAUAUUGGCACGUGCAAAGAAUGGAACUGGAAAGACGGGUGCCUACUGCAUACCAUGCAUUGAGAAGAUUGAUCCGGAGCUGAAGAGAAUACAAGCGUUGAUUAUUGUGCCAACGAGGGAGUUGGCUUUGCAAACGUCACAAAUUUGUGUGGAACUCAGCAAACAUCUGAAGUUUAAGGUUAUGGUGACGACUGGUGGGACGGAUCUUCGUGAUGAUAUAUUGCGUUUGAAUGGUGUUGUGCAUUUGGUGGUGGCGACUCCGGGACGAAUUCUUGAUCUUAUGGAUAAAGGUGUAGCAGAUAUGUCGCAUUGUAUAACGCUGAUUUUGGAUGAGGCUGACAAGUUGUUAUCGCAAGACUUCCAAGGCAUUCUCGAUCGCGUCAUCAAAUUUCUGCCACCCGAACGGCAGAUAAUGCUCUAUUCGGCGACAUUCCCACUCACAGUUGCGACGUUCAUGCAGAGACACAUGAAGAAUCCUUAUGAGAUCAAUCUAAUGGAAGAGUUAACACUGCUCGGUGUGACACAAUUUUACGCAUAUGUUCAAGAGAAACAAAAAGUUCACUGCCUCAAUACACUCUUCCGUAAGCUACAAAUCAAUCAGUCGAUAAUAUUCUGUAAUUCGACACAACGCGUCGAGUUGUUGGCAAAGAAGAUCACCGAGAUUGGUUAUUCAUGUUACUAUAUCCACUCGCGUAUGGCGCAAAACCAUCGUAAUCGUGUCUUCCACGAUUUUCGUCAAGGGAAUUGUCGUAAUUUGGUGUGUUCGGACUUGUUGACACGUGGUAUCGACAUUCAGGCGGUUAACGUUGUGAUCAAUUUCGAUUUUCCACGUAACGCCGAGACAUAUCUUCAUCGUAUUGGACGUUCGGGUCGUUUCGGUCAUUUGGGUAUUGCAAUAAAUCUCAUCACUUACGAGGAUCGCUUCACACUGCGACGCAUUGAAGCCGAACUGAGAACACAUAUCGCACCUAUUCCUAAGUCAGUGGAUCCGAAAUUGUAUGUGGCCGAACACCAGCUGGUUGAUGAUAGUGUUGAGGCAGAGAACACAAUGGCGAAUGCGACCGCUUCUGUUGCCGCGGCAGCAUCUGCGUCCGCAUCCGCCUCAUCAUCAAAACCAGUUACAGUUGCUUAG